Molecule: messenger RNA, 2232 nt
Organism: Phascolarctos cinereus (koala)
Lineage: Eukaryota; Metazoa; Chordata; Mammalia; Diprotodontia; Phascolarctidae
Gene: UFM1
Product: ubiquitin fold modifier 1
Biological process (GO): protein K69-linked ufmylation
Cellular component (GO): cytoplasm; nucleus
Source: RefSeq, a predicted model, not a curated record
AGCGGAGGGAGACGUGGCCCCUCCGAGAGUGAGGAAAGGAAGGCUGUGGCUUUGGCUGCUGAAACUAAAGAAUUGAGCGAAGGAGGAAUCCGAGCAGCGCCGUGAGGCUCCGUAAAGUCUAGCCACGGCCUCACUAUGUCGAAAGUUUCCUUUAAGAUCACACUGACCUCGGACCCGCGGCUGCCGUACAAAGUACUCAGUGUUCCCGAAAAUACUCCUUUCACAGCAGUCUUAAAGUUUGCUGCAGAAGAAUUUAAAGUUCCUGCAGCAACAAGUGCUAUAAUUACAAAUGAUGGAAUAGGAAUAAAUCCUGCACAGACUGCUGGGAAUGUUUUCCUAAAGCAUGGCUCAGAACUACGAAUAAUUCCUAGAGAUCGUGUUGGGAGUUGUUAGUUUCUGCUGAAUGGAAAUUUACCAUUAUCUUUCCAAAUAAAUAUUGAUAUUUAUUUUGUAAUGUUGCAUUUGGACUGUCUACAAUUUUAUGAACGUAUUCCUGUAAGGACACUGACCUUUUACAUUAAAAAAGGAAUACAUCCUGUGAAAAAAACACCUGCCUUAAGAAAGAAGCCAACCUCUCCUCUGCUACCUCGCUACAUUUAUGAAAGAAGUUUUGAUUUAGGUUUAAAAUGGAAAGAUGAUGUUACUGAGAACUAAUUGUUUUCCCAGUAAAAUAAGAAAAUUAAGAUUUCUUGAGUUUAAAAUCACAUGUCAACCAUAGAUUAAAUUAUUUGAGUUACAAAUAAGAAUUGCCAGAGAACAUAGAAAGAGGUGAGUAAGUAUGUGUAUUUUAAAUACAGUCUAAGGUAGAAUAACAGAUGAACUGAUUAACAUGUAAACAGUUGUGUUUAUUAUCAUUUGGGUUUUCUGGGUUUUGACUCCAAUUUUUCAUUUGGGUUUCCAGUUGACUCAGAAGUACCAUCAACUGAACAAUUUGAACUUAUUCUAAUUAUCGAAAUGAUACUUCACACCAGCUAGUCUACCUGUGUUGCUGCAGAAUUGAAUAUAGUUAGCAGUGGGAAUUUAAAAUAAAUUUUAUAUAUCUGUUGCUGAGUUACAUCCCUUCAUAAGUAUAUUCUAAGAACUCUCAUAUAAUCAUGAUCUUUUGAUAUGGGUAAUUCUUCUUUGAAGUCUGAAAGGAAUGAAUACCAUUGAGAAGACGUGAAAUCACACAAAGUCCAAAGAAGUGCCAUGAUCUACCCUUUAGUGUACUGAACCUAAAGUUCAAGGUGUCAGGCAGAGAAAAAGGAGACAGUUUAAGCACCAUGAUCACAGAAAACAAAAAAGUCAAGUUAAAACUGAAGUGGUAGGAACGAAAGAAAAGAGCAAGUCAUACAGAAGAUAAAAAGUAACAUCAGAGUGACCCACAAAAUCCAGAAGGAAUGAGAAUUAGUGUCAGAAGUGUCGAAAUGAAAAAAACAAAGCAGCAACAGAGUGGAGAAGGAAAAAGUAAGUACUAGAUUAUGUAAACAAGCAGCAGAAGAGAGCCAAAUAUAUACUUUUUUAACUACUGUAGAGAAUAAAACAUUUAUAUAUGCCUUUCCAGAAACCUAUAAGGAAAAGAAGAGAUAAACCCUUAAAGAAGAAGGAAACAGUUUAUGAUAGGAAAGUGUUAAUACACAGGCAUAAUGCUUAGUAUGUUGGCUCGUGUACAUUGUAGUAAAACACAGCUGGUGUACACAGCUGUGUUUGGCAAGUGCUAAAUUAACACCCCAAACCAAUUUUUUUUUGAUUUGUUUUCAGUGAUAUCAUCCCACGAUACUCCAGUUUCUGAACUAAUGCUCAUUGAAAAGGCAAAAGAUUCUUAUAAAAAAUUCAACUUAUCUGGCCAUGUGUAUUUUCUGAAGGAUGUUUUUGGUAUUGUAAAGUUAUAUAUGACAUUAGAAAGCUAGAUUUGAUUGAUCUUAAUUAUGGCUAAGGCACAGCAAGAUUCAUAGCCAUCACAACUUGGUUAGCUUAGUAAAGGCAGUAAAAUUAAGACAAAAAAAUGAAUUGUUAAUAUUUUUUAAAGGUUUUUACUAAAAAGAAUUAAACAUUAGCCAUUGGUUACAUAGACCCAUACCCUAAGCAUUCCAAUUAAUCAAGGUUAUUCUUUAAUACUGUUUAUAAGUCAAAAUAUGCUUGCAUUUAUGUGCUGCAGAGAAAAAAAGGUGCAAUGAAAUUAUUUCCAUUAUUAGAUUUUAAUUUGUUAAUAUUUGUGUGUCUUAUUCUCAUUAAAAGUAAAUUACAUCAAAA